UAACCAUAAGAGAAGCUUGGUGUACCUUAUCACUUCUCAUCCACUCAAAAAAGAGAAGAGAAGAGAAAUGACUCUAACCAUUAACAAUCCCGUUACUCGUGCCACCCUCACCACCACCACCGGAAACGGCACCGGAACCUCCAUAACUCACCAUUCAAUCUUCGGCCACCGCCAUUUCCGUCAAUUCCUUCCAUCUUCUAUUUCUCUCUCCUCAAGGACAUCUACAUCUACCCUCAUCGUCUCCGCCACCGGAAAAUUCACUUCUCGAACUGGAAAAUUCGAUAGCAAGAACAGAAGAACUUCCAAUACCACAACCAAAGAUGAUACUUCUGUUGAAGAAAAGAGUAAUAUGCUUAAAAACUUUGAGGACGGUGCAGAUAAUUUUGUAGAUUAUGUUGAUGAUGGAUUUGUUAUGCCUGAUUUGCCUGGUGCUGAACCUGACUUCUGGGAAGGAUCUAAAUGGGAUGCUUUUGGUUUUGUUGUUCAAUAUUUGUGGGCUUUUGGCGUUGUUUUUGCGCUGGUUGCAUGUGGCAUUGCUGUGGCUACUUAUAACGAUGGGGCUACAGAUUUUAGAGAAACUUCUGCAUACAAGGAAUCAGUCCAAUCACAGGACCUCUUAGAAGGACCUGAGGCAUCCGACACAGACGUAUUCGAGUCUAAUCCCACCGAGGAGGCUCCAGCUUUGGAAUAACGGUCAUGUAUCGAAACACAUUGUUUCAAGUCUAAUCCCGCAGAGGAGGCUCCAGCUUUGGGAUAGCUGCAACGAAUUGGAACAACGUAUGUACAACUGGUUUAUGUGGGUACACUUAUCGAUCUAUAACACGCACACGUACUGUUUUUGCGCUAAAUUUGUCCUGAAUCAUUGUAAUAUAUAGGCCAAUGCUCCCCGUGUAAGAAAAGUGUAAACUUAGAGAUUAAAGUUUAGAAUGAAAGUUUAUUUGCUUCUGCUA
Molecule: messenger RNA, 950 nt
Organism: Amaranthus tricolor (Joseph's coat)
Lineage: Eukaryota; Viridiplantae; Streptophyta; Magnoliopsida; Caryophyllales; Amaranthaceae
Exons: 2
Coding region: 68-691 (207 amino acids)
Source: RefSeq, a predicted model, not a curated record